Trichoderma citrinoviride is the source of this 1641-nucleotide messenger RNA. Its product is annotated as amino acid transporter-like protein. Gene Ontology annotation, molecular function: amino acid transmembrane transporter activity. Lineage: Eukaryota; Fungi; Ascomycota; Sordariomycetes; Hypocreales; Hypocreaceae. The record is from RefSeq and is a predicted model, not a curated record. Gene Ontology annotation, cellular component: membrane. The transcript has 2 exons. Gene Ontology annotation, biological process: amino acid transmembrane transport. Bases 1 to 1641 code for a protein of 546 amino acids.
AUGGAGAAAAAGAGCAGCUCCGGAGCCGACGAGGCCUUCGACGUCAACAUCGAGGCCGCCCGGCCGGGUGAGACCACCGACUUCACGUUUGCCCACGAUGGCGAGCAGCUCAAGCGAGGCCUCAAGAGUCGACACCUGCAGUUCCUGGCCCUCGGAGGAGCCAUUGGAACCGGUCUCUUUGUCGGAUCCGGUGGCAUCCUGGCGGACACCGGGCCUGCGCCGCUCUUCAUGGCUUACCUCUCCAUGUCCAUGAUUGUCUACAUUGUCAUGAACGUCCUGGCAGAAAUGACCGUCUACCUUCCGUUCCGAGGUGUCACCAUUCCGUACUACGUCAGCCGCUUCGUCGAUCCCAGCCUGGGCUUCGCUGCGGGUUGGAACUACUGGUACGCCUACACGAUGCUGGUCGCCGCCGAGGCCUCGGCAGCUGCCAUUGUUCUCGACUACUGGAAAGCCCACGUCAACGUUGCUGUCUGGAUUGCCAUUGUUCUCAUUGUCCUGCUGGCGCUCAACUUGUUUGCCGCUGCCAUCUUUGGCGAGGCCGAGUUCAUUUUCGCGUCGAUCAAGCUGAUUGCCUUGUUUGUCCUUUGCAUCAUCGGCAUCGUCUUGUUCUUCGGCGGUGGCCCGAAUCAGCAUCACGUCCUCGGCUUCCACUACUGGAAUGACCCGGGCGCCUUUGUGGAAUACAAUGCCAAGGGAAACACGGGCAAGUUCUUGGGCUACUGGCACGCCUUUGUCAAGGCCGGUUUUGCCUUCAUUACCAGCCCCGAACUGAUCGCCAUCGCCGCCGGCGAGGCCGUUUCUCCCCGCCGAAACUUGAAGAAGGCAGCCCGCCGAUUCACCUUCCGUCUGGCCCUCUUCUACGGCGUCUCGUCUCUCAUCAUCGGCAUCAUUGUCCCUUCAAACGACCCUAGACUGCUGGGAGCCUCCAACGCCAGCGCCUCGCCCUUCGUCAUCGGCAUCCAGAAUGCGGGCAUUCCCGUCCUAAACCACAUCAUCAACGCCGUCAUUCUCACCUCUGCCUGGUCGGCCGGAAACUCCUUCCUCUACUCCGCCAGCCGAGUUCUGUACUCCAUGGCCAUCAACGGCCAGGCUCCCAAGUGGUUUGCCCACACCAACCGCCUGGGUGUCCCGUGGGUUGCCGUUCUGUUCACAUGGGCCUUCUCCCUCCUCGCUUUCCUCAACGUCAACAACUCCGGCGCCACCGUCUUCAACUGGUUCGUCAACAUUUCGACCAUUUCUGGUUUCCUGGCUUGGAUCAUCAUCAUGAUCACCUAUCUUCGCUUCCGCAAGGCCAUGUUCUUCAACAACCUCUGGGGAGAGAUGCCGUACAAGACGCCCUUGCAGCCAUACGGCACGUAUGCUGCGCUCUUCGUCAUUUCUCUCCUCACCCUCACCAACGGCUUCCAGAUCUUCAUCGGCGAUAACUGGAACGUGAGCGACUUCCUUGCCGCCUACAUCACACUGCCCAUCUUUCUUGUUCUGUACAUCGGCCACAAGAUCUGGAAGCGGACGCCCUUCUGCAUUAAGACGUCUGAAGUGGACGUCAUCACGGGCAAGAAGGAGAUGGACGAGAUGGAGGCCAUGGACCAGCCGCCUGUGCCCAAGAACUUGCUGCAGAAGAUAUGGUUCUGGGUGGCAUAG